AAUGCUAGUGUAGGCGCAACCAAGAUUGAGAGAGUAGAGCGGGCUCCCUUGCCAAGGCGAGGCCUCCUUCUACUCCCAAGGCAGGGUCCGAGGGCGGCCUGCUGCUGCUUCUCUUCCGCUUCUUCCCCCGGAGGAGCCCGCCCAGGCCGCGCCUUCGGAAAGGGCGCCGGAGCUAUGAGUGGCGCCGCGUUGUUGCUGGGCCUCCGAAGACAUGCUGCUACUCGGCGGCUCUUGGCGGCGGGAAGCGGCGGCGGCGGCCUUCGGUGCGGCCUCAGCCGUGGCCGGAGCACCGACGCCUGCGCCCCCGGGCCCAGCCCUGUGCGAAUUGGCUGCGCCUCGGGCUUCUGGGGAGACACGGCCGCCUCAGUUCCUCAAUUGCUAUAUGGAGGGAAGCUGGAUUUCUUGGUUUUUGAUUACCUUUCUGAAAUCACAAUGUCUUUACUAGCUACUGCCAAAGCAAGAGCUCCAGACUUGGGGUACACACCUGAUUUUGUAUUGACCGCAGUGGCUCCUUAUAUAAAGGAUAUACACAGAAAAGGUGUUCGCAUUGUCAGCAAUGCAGGUGGGAUGAAUCCACUUGCAUGUGCUGCUGCGCUCGGACAGGUGGCAGAAAAGGCUGGUGUGGACUUGAAGAUAGCUGUGGUUACUGGGGAUGAUUUGAUGGGGGAGUUAAAUAACAUUAAGAAAGCUGUCUACAAAGGAGAGAACGGGAUGCCAUUUCCAGAAAAUAUCCAAAGCAUGAAUGUAUAUCUUGGUGCAAGACCAAUAAGUCGAGCUCUUGACCUGGGAGCAGAUGUUGUAGUGACUGGAAGAUGCGUUGACAGUAGCCUUGUAUUGGGACCACUCAUGCAUUCUUUUGGCUGGAACAGAGAUGAGUUCAACCUCCUCGCAUCUGGCAGUCUUGCAGGCCAUCUGAUUGAAUGUGGUGCUCAGUGUACAGGAGGAAUAUUCACUGACUGGCAUGCUAUACCAGACUGGCAUAACAUCGGUUUCCCCAUAGUAGAAUGUUCUGCUGAUGGAAGUUUUAUUGUAUCAAAACCACCCAACACAGGAGGCCUGGUAUCUUUUGGCACAGUGGCGGAACAGUUGGUGUAUGAAAUUGGCAACCCUAAGGAAUAUAUCUUACCAGAUGUCACGUGUGAUUUCUCACAUGUUUCCAUUACCGAAAUCCCAGGUGUUGAAGGUGGUGCAGUGAAGGUUCAGGGAGCUAAAGGAUUGCCUCCUUCAUCCUGUUACAAGGUGAAUGCCACAUAUCUUGAUGGAUUCAGAGCUACAGCUUGCUGUCCGGUGGGAGGCCCCAAAGCAACAGAAAAGGGCAGAAGAACUGCUAAAAGUAUUUUAGAAAGGACUCGCAUUAUGUUUGAUAAACUGGGAUAUGGGGAUUACAGUGCUGUUAACCUACAGAUUUUAGGUUCUGAGGAAACAUAUGGACCACAUGCCAAACAGAACAUAGAUGGGGGCCCUCGGGAAGCUGUUGUUUGGCUUGCUGUACUUCAUAAGGAAAAAAAAGCAGUGGAAAUCUUUUCUAGAGAAAUUGCCCCGGCUGGAACUGGAAUGGCACCUGGUCUCACUGGAAUUGUUGGAGGGCGUCCAAAAGUUUCUCCAGUUCUGAAACCAUUUUUUUUCCUUUAUCCCAAAAAGAAUAUCAAGAUUGACAUAUUUAUGAAUGGACAUCAUGUUGAAACAUUUGAAGAAGAUCUUUCAUUCACUUCAGAUGCACCCAUUUCACCUGAGGAGCAAAAGAUUCAAGAAGAUAUGAAAGAUUUACCAAGUGGUCCACAUGCAUAUCGCCUUGAAGAGCUUGCCUAUACCAGGAGUGGCGACAAGGGCAACUCAGCAAACAUAGGUGUCAUAGCCCGGCAUCCCCUCUACUAUCCAUACCUCAAGAAAAUUUUAACUGCUCGGGCAAUAGAGGAUUAUUUCCAUCAUCUUUUAGAGAAAGAAAAGUCUGGGCAGAGCUUGGUCACAAGAUAUGAACUGCCUGGAAUAUAUGGACUGAAUUUUGUACUAAAAAACUCGCUUGGUGGCGGUGGCACAGCAUCACUGAGAAGUGAUCCACAGGGCAAGGCAUUUGGGCAGAUGUUGCUGGACUUUAACAUAAAAAAUGUUCCUGAUCUAAAGUCUUUGAUAGAAUAAGAUAAUUAUCAGCUUUCUGUUUUUAAAACUACGUUAAAUAAAAAUCAAGUAGAAAUAAAUUAUCAAGUAAAAAAUCAAGAAACUCCUAAAUGUGGUAGCACUUAACUAAUUCCCAAAGCAGAGAUAAUGAAAUGUUAUGAGUAAUUCCAGAUUUGUUGCUUUGCAAGGGACUGGUAUUUCCCAUCUACUGCUUUGAAUAAAGAGCCUAUAUUCUAAUGGUUACAAUUAAGCAAUAAAUCUAUAUUUUUCUGAGAAAUAACCAUAGUUCCAAAUAAAAGGUGCCUGUUUUUCCCAAUGGUUUCUGUAAAUAGAAGUAACACUAACAAUACUGUUUAUAGAAUUUCCCUCCAGUAAAAAUCAUUGUCUGUUAAUAGGUGCGAUCCUUUGGAAUUGAAGUGUUGUUACUGCUACUAUUCAGUAUUCUUGUUAACCAUCUUCACGUCAGUAUUGGUUUAUAUUAAUUCAGAAAUAGUUUACCAUUAUUUUCAUUCUGGGCUGAGAAGGUUUGACUUGGUAAUAGCUCAGUGGAGAUUUGAACUCUGGUCACCUGGAGUCCUACUCCCAACUCUCAAAUUACUAUGUCUCACUGGAUCACUUCUGUUAGUAGCAUCUCUAAAAACACUAGUUACUCGUAACAAAUGAACACUCAGUUAGACAUAGCUAUGUUUCUUGUUGAGUUUCCCUCCACUGGUUUUGUAAUUGCUUUCAAUCUGCAGCUAGUUGAGUAUAAUGUAGUAUUUAUUUGGUGACAAUUGUUACCAUACAAUUACAACACUAACCAAUGCACAUUUGGGUGCUUCAAAUGUUAGACCUGUUUUUGGGUAUAUUUGACUUGCUGAUUCCAAAAAUGGCACCAGUUUCCCCCUAUCAGCUUAGUUUUUGAGAUACAGAACAUAUGCCACCUACCAGUCUUCAUCUGCUCACCCAUAGAAAACCAUGAUAACCAGAUCUAAGAAACUAGUGCUGAUACGGUCCAUCCAGUGCAAUUUUCUAAAUCAGCGCCUCAAAUAAACCCAGGAACAGGCCUAAAAAUCAAGACACCAAGAAAAAAAAUUAUAAUGGAUAACUUGUAGUAGUCCCUUCACAUUCGCAGAUGUUAGGUGUGCAGUGUCCCUGCAAAGAUGGAAAAAACUUGAAAACAAAUAUAUUAUUGGGUUGCUGUGAAUUUUUGGGGCUGUAUAACCAUGUUCCUCUGAAGAUGCCAGUCGCAGAUGCAGACGAAACGUAAGGAGGGAAUGCUACUAGAACAUAGUCAUACAGCCCGAAAAACUCACAGUAACCCAGUGAUUCCAACCAUGAAAGCCUUCAAUAAAAUAUACAGUUUUUUUAAAAAAUCCAAGAUAACUAUUCUCUCAGCAUGUCUAGGUUCUCCGGUGCAUUUCUAUGGUCAAUGUCUAACCUAGAAGUCCCAAAGAGAACAUAUUUUUGGUCAUAUAUAGGGUAGAUAAGACUAACUUACUGGAGAUUCACUUGUAAUCUUGGAGCAUGUUUCCCAAGGGAAAAUGUACAGCAACCUACCAACCUAAAUAUACGUUAGAGCAUCUACUUCUCAGAAAAAAAGGCUUUAAUUGCAGUAUCAACUCUCUGUCCUUUAUCAGCAGAUGUGUUUUCUUUAGAGAUCCAGCUAGAAUUGGUUGAUAAAAUUUGAUCUGGUACAUAUAGUUCAUGUUGACUCUUUAAAUUGUUUAUUGUUAUGAUUUCUGCCGCAAUAUUAUUAACAUUUUUCUCUUUAAUCUUGUGUUUUAUAAAAAGAAUAGAGUAAAUUUCUCAAAUCCCUCAAAGCCAAAAUAAACUUUUAUUAUACCUUCCAAAGAAACACAAGAGAUGUACUCUAAUAUUUGAUUCCAGAAAGAGAAAACACUUCUGAUUCAGAACACAAACAAGAGCAAGGAGAUUCCUUCUUCCCCCUGAAUGUCACAAGUAAAGACAAGAUUUGUGCCCCACUUUUUGUUAUUGUGGAUUAUUAUAACUUGAUUUCAAACACAUAAUUGUUUUAUAAUUGGAUAAAGUGUAAUUAUUUUCCAGGUUAGACUGCUUUAUAAUAUUUCACACAUUUUUCAUUAGCCUGUAUCAUUUAAAGUCUUUUCUGACAGAAGUGGUUAGUCAGAUUGUGCUGUAAUACUUGCAUUGGAUGGAAAUUAAAUUAUUCAAAUGGCCCAUCAGUAUGCACAUGCUUUUAAUUAGCACUGAUCUGUAAUACAAAUCUCUUUGCUUUGGGGAUAGGUUUAAACUUGCCAUUUUGCUAUAAAUUUAAAGGGCUUUUUUCCCUUUUUGAAAAAUGAAAAUUCAAUAAAAUAUGCUAUGAGAUAGAUUAUAUAUAUGCAGCCAAUGAAAAAUCACUCUAGAUUAUGUGAGGAUAUUCUGUACUUUUGGAUACAAAGGGAUUUUCUAGCACUUUUGAAACAUAGCCCAGAAAACUCACAGCAACCCAACGUUUGAAACAAAGUAAUAAAUCAUUGUGGUAUCAGUCUGAUGAAACAAACUGGGUCUAAAUCUUUUAAUAGAUCUCAAAGAUGCCACAAGAUCGCUUUGUAUUCUAAUGAAGACUAGCAUGACUAUUUCUUUGAAUUAUGACCACAGUACUUUUUGUGUCAGUUUCACAAUACAAAAGAAAUAUUCCAACAGCCUUAUGUUGCUGAUCAAGUGAAGCAAAAAUGAUCAGACUAUAUAAGCAAUUUGAAGUACCAAUAUUUGCUUUUCCUAUUGACAUUGAAAUUACUUUCAGGUACAUGUGUAUGAGAUAAGGAAGGAUCCUUUCACACAUGAAUGUAAGCUUUACAUUAAGUGUUCGAGAUCCAAAGAACUAUUUUAGAUAAGCCUAAUCAGGUAAAGCAUUUCAUACUCUAUGGGAGAAAAAAGAACGUGUAUUUUAAAAAAGUUUUUGUGGGAAUUGUCAGGUACAAACAUAUACAAAAAUGUAGCUAUUAGGGAGAUUAGAUGUCUAGGAAUGCUUGUAAAACACUGUAAAGUUUUGCUAACACUGGCAUGAGCUAUUCCAGCUUCAUCCAAAACUUGCAUAUUAUACACAUCAUCUCUAAUUUUCCUACUUGUAAUCAAUAGCAAAGUUUGAAUGUAUUGCACAAUUUAUGUUCACUUGAAGCAUAUGUUUAGAUAAGUAAAGGCAAGAAAGACAGUAUUAAAGGCACAGUUUGUUAUGUACAAAAAAGUAGAGUAUAUCUGGGUACUGUUAUUUCUUCAUUGUUUACAUGACUAUGUAUACUUUUAACAUAAAAUAAAUGUGAAAUUAUAUCAA
Molecule: messenger RNA, 5389 nt
Organism: Anolis carolinensis (green anole)
Lineage: Eukaryota; Metazoa; Chordata; Lepidosauria; Squamata; Anolidae
Exons: 20
Coding region: 175-2136 (653 amino acids)
Source: RefSeq, a predicted model, not a curated record